Molecule: messenger RNA, 4611 nt
Organism: Pistacia vera
Lineage: Eukaryota; Viridiplantae; Streptophyta; Magnoliopsida; Sapindales; Anacardiaceae
Product: ABC transporter B family member 15-like
Biological process (GO): transmembrane transport
Cellular component (GO): membrane
Molecular function (GO): ATP hydrolysis activity; ABC-type transporter activity; ATP binding
Source: RefSeq, a predicted model, not a curated record
UACAUGGGUGAACGCUUAACCAAGAGGAUCAGAGAGAGGAUGCUUUCAAAGAUACUCACUUUUGAAGUUGGAUGGUUUGAUAAAGAUGAAACAUCUGGUGGGGCUAUUUGCUCCCGACUAGCAAAAGAUGCAAAUGUGGGGAGAUCUUUAAUGGGUAAUAGUAUGUCUCUCCUUGUACUAACUGUGUCCGCUGUAUCCAUGGCUUUCGCUUUGGGAUUAGUCCUUGCAUGGAGGCUUGCUUUAGUGUUAAGGAAAAGCACAUGGUGUUGAUUACUUACAUUAAUUAUUGUCAAUUAUAUAUUUUUUUAGUGGAUGGCUAACCAGAAAUGAGUAAUUUAAGGGAGGAUUAGACAAAAGUAUCAAGCAGUAAUAGAGAUUAUUUUCCUUAAUAUUAACUAAUUUAAUCCAGAAAUUGAUAUAUUAAUGAAUCCAUGAGGAUUCGGGAAUCACAAAUUCACGUUCUAUAAUCAAGAAUAUCCGAAGGUGAUCAACGUGGGUGGUUAAAUUAGAAGAAACUAAUUAAACAAUCAUUGAGCUCUCCUUGGAAGUGGAACAUGUUCAAUUAAUGUAAAAUCACACAGACCUCUGAAUCUUUGACCAGUCCAUAUGCAUGCUGAACUGUAAAAUCAUUUUGUAAGCCAUAGCAGAAGACCUGUUUGUUUUGGUUUAAUUUUGUGUGAAAAUGGGAGGAGAAAGAGAAAGCAGCGAGGUGAAGAGGAAGAACGGGUCUGUACUGUCCAUUUUCAUGCAUGCAGACGGUGUGGAUAUGUUGUUGAUGUCUCUGGGAUUCAUCAGAGCUGUUUGUGAUGGCUUCACUGGACCUUUAGUGGUGUUUGUGAUGGGUGAAGUUAUGAACAAUUUUGGCACUGCGUCAACUGAUAACAAAGAGUUGUUCAUCCAUGACAUUAACAAGAAUUCAGUGUAUAUGUUGUACAUAGCUUGUGGGGGAUGGCUUGCUGGUUUCCUAGAGGGAUAUUGUUGGACAAGAACAGGUGAAAGGAAAGCCACAAGAACGAGAGCUAAAUAUUUGAAAGCAGUAUUAAGGCAAGAUGUUGAAUACUUCGAUUUGCAUGUCACCAGCACUGCAGCAGUCAUCACUAGCGUCUCUAAUGAUACUCUUGUCAUUCAAGAUGUUAUAAGUGAAAAGCUCCCAAAGUUUUUGGCCAAUGCUGCAACAUUUAUCGGAAGCUAUGUAGUAGGAUUCUUGAUGUCGUGGAGGUUAACCAUUGUUAUAUUUCCCACUGCUCUGCUUCUGGUAAUUCCUGGAAUGAUUUGUGGAAGAGCUGUGAUGAAUUUAGCAAGGAAGAUGGCAGAAGAGUACAACAAGGCUGGGACAGUUGCGGAACAGGCAAUCUCUUCUAUAACAACUGUUUAUUCAUUUGUUGGUGAAACCAAAACCAUCAACGAGUUCUCUUCGGCCCUUGAAAGCUUUGUCAAUUUGUGGGUAACAGGCUUGGCUAAAGGCUGGGCUGUUGGAAGCAACAACAUCGUUUAUGCUAUUUGGUCUUCCAUAGCUUAUUACAGCAGUAGAAUGGUCAUGUACCAUGGUGCUAAGGGAGGAACCGUCUAUGCUGUGGCCUCUGCCAUUGUCGUUGGUGGCUGGGCGUUGGGACCUGGUUUAUCUCACUUAAAGUCCAUAUCAGAAGCAAUGUCCGCGGGAGAACGUAUAAUGGAGGUAAUAAAAAGAAUUCCCAAGAUUGAUUCGGACAACGUGGAAGGUCAAGUUCUGGAGAAUGUUUCUGGUGAAGUUGAGUUUAGACACGUAGAAUUUGCAUACCCGUCAAGGCCUGAAAGCAUAAUCUUCAAAGAUCUUAACAUAAAAGUUCCAGCAGGAAAGACAGUAGCCUUAGUGGGAGGCAGUGGCUCAGGGAAAUCCACAGUAAUUUCACUAUUACAAAGGUUUUAUGACCCACUUAGAGGUGAAAUUCUUCUUGAUGGAGUUGUUAUUCAUAAAAUACAACUGAAAUGGUUCAGGUCAAAAAUGGGUUUGGUGAGCCAAGAGCCUGCACUAUUUUCAACAACAAUUAAAGAAAACAUACUUUUUGGCAAAGAAGAUGCCACAAUGGAAGAGGUUAUUGAAGCUGCCAAAGCUUCAAAUGCUCAUAAUUUCAUCUCUCAGUUGCCUCAGCAAUAUGAAACUGAGGUGGGAGAGAGAGGAGUUCAAAUGUCUGGUGGGCAAAAACAAAGAAUUGCUAUUGCACGAGCAAUAAUCAAAGCACCUAGAAUCCUUCUUUUGGAUGAGGCAACAAGUGCCCUCGACUCUGAAUCUGAGCGUGUGGUCCAAGAAGCCUUUGACAACGCCUCUAUUGGAUGCACCACUAUCAUCAUAGCUCACUGUCUCUCCACCAUCCGCUACGCCGACAUGAUUGCUGUCAUGCAAAACGGCCAUGUCAUGGAAACAGGUUCACAUGACGAGCUUUUGCAAGACGAAAACGGUCUUUAUACUUCCCUUGUUCGUCUACAACAAACUGAAAAAAAGCAAACAACAACCCAAGAAGAGAUGAUGAUGACAAAUCUCAAUUCUUCAUCCAUGAAUGGCUCAUCUUCCAGAUCAUACUUGGAUGUUAACCUUAGAAGAGAAGAUGAUGAUGAAAAAAGAAAAGGCAAUAGAGAAGAUUACAAGAACAAGGUGCCUGUGCCAUCAUUUAGAAGAUUGUUAGCUUUGAAUCUACCUGAAUGGAAGCAGGCAAGCUUGGGGUGUUUAAGUGCAAUCUUGUCUGGUGCGGUGCAACCUGUGGUUUCAUUUACCAUAGGGUCUAUGGUAUUGGUGUUUUUCUUGAAGGAUCACAAUGAGAUUAAGGAGAAAACGAAGAUUUAUGCUUUGAGUUUGAUUGGGUUAGCAGUGUUCUCUUUGUUUGUUGAUUUAAGCCAACAUUACAAUUUUUCUUAUAUGGGUGAACACUUAACCAAGAGGAUCAGAGAGAGAAUGUUAUCAAAGAUACUCACUUUUAAAGUGAGAUGGUUUGAUCAAGAUGAAAAUUCCAGUGGUGCUAUUUGUUCCCGAUUAGCCAAAGAUGCAAAUGUGGGGAGAUCUUUAGUGGGUGAUCGCAUGUCUCUCAUUGUACAAACUGUAUCGGCUGUAGCCGUAGCUUUCACUAUGGGUUUAGUCAUUGCAUGGAGGCUUGCUUUGGUGAUGAUAGCAGUCCAGCCCCUCAUCAUAGUAUGCUUUUAUACUAGGAAGGUUCUACUUAAAAAUAUGUCAAAGAAGGCCAUAAAAGCGCAAGAAGAGAGCAGCAAGCUUGCUGGUGAGGCUGUUUCCAACUUGAGAACUAUCACAGCCUUCUCCUCUCAAGACAAAAUCCUGAAGAUGCUAGGAAAGGCCCAGGAAGGACCAAGAAUGGAGACUGUCGAACAGUCAUGGUAUUCUGGAAAAGGCCUUGCCUUCUCACAAAGCCUAACAUCUUGCACUUGGGCUUUGGAUUUUUGGUAUGGUGGCAGACUCCUGAAAGAGGGCUACAUCACUUCCGAGGGCUUUUUGCAGACCUUCAUGAUCCUUCUGAGCAGUGGCUAUCUCAUAGCUACUGCUGGAAGCAUCUCCACAGAUCUUGCCAGAGGCUCAGAUGCUGUAAGGUUAGUCUUCGCUAUAUUGGAGCGGUAUACAAGAAUUCAGCCUGAUGAUUCUGAAGGCUACAAGGCUGAAAAAAUAACAGGUCAUAUAGAACUUCAAGAUGUACAUUUUGCAUAUCCUGCUAGACCUGAUGUGAUGAUUUUCAAAGGCUUUUCUAUCAACAUUGAAGCUGGGAAAUCAAUGGCAUUGGUAGGGCAAAGUGGGUCUGGGAAAUCAACGAUUAUUAGUUUAAUCGAACGUUUUUAUGAUCCUUCAAAGGGUAUAGUAAAAAUUGAUGGCCGGGAUAUUAGAUCAUACAAUCUUAAAUCAUUGAGAAGGCAGAUUGCACUCGUUAGUCAAGAGCCUACAUUAUUUGCUGGUACUAUUAGGGAAAACAUUAUUUAUGGUGUAGAUGACAACAUGGAUGAGUUUGAGAUAAUUGAGGCAGCUAAGGCCGCCAAUGCUCACGAUUUCAUAGCUGGAUUGAACGACGGAUAUGACACCUGGUGUGGGGAAAGAGGAGUACAAUUAUCAGGGGGUCAAAAGCAACGUAUUGCGCUAGCUCGAGCAAUACUGAAAAAAGCUACAGUAUUACUAUUAGAUGAAGCAACUAGUGCGCUCGAUAGUCAAUCAGAGAAACUAGUGCAAGAUGCGCUUGAGCACAUGAUGAUUGGAAGAACCACUGUAGUGGUAGCACAUAGAUUAAGUACUAUACAAAAUUGUGAUCUCAUUGCUGUAUUAGACAAAGGGCAGGUCAUCGAGAAAGGGAACCAUCAUUCUUUGUUGGCCAAAGGAUCCACAGGAGCUUACCACGCGUUAGUUAACCUCCAAAGGAGACCAGAUACUAAUACUCAUUCAACGAUCAAUCAAAUUUAAAUUUUUGUUUCCUUUUUGGGUUUACUCAGUAAGAAGAUUUCAGUCUUGAUUUUAUGUUUGUAAUAAUCGGAAAAGCUUCAUCUUCAUCUUUAACCUUAUAAAGCUUUUGGUUAGUGGAUGUAUUAAUGGAUUGAUACAACUGACAAAAUUUUCUUUAACUUUAAAUAAAUACAUUAUGACGGUGGUGG